CCGGCGGGGAGGAGAACCAAUUACAGCGAAACACCACUCGCCACUCAUCAUCAGAAGAAGGAAGACAUGGCCUCCAAAAAUAACUUUUGUUCUGUGAAUUUGGCGUUUCUGCUUGUCUUCGUGUUGACUGCAGCUGUCGUCCUGGUGGACGCUUCUGCUGACCGGUCCAAGACGGUGCAGUUUAACGUCAAACCGGGAGGAGUGGUGCACACUUUCACUGAGGCGGUUAGGGAGUAUGAAUGCUCAUUCACUUAUGCUUCACAAGGGGGAACCAACGAGGAAUGGCUGAUGAGUGUGGGUCUGAGUGACGACGACAGACUGUUUUCCUGCUCUGUGUGGAGGCCUCAGGGGAAAUCCUACCUGUUUUUCACUGAGUUCAAAGCCGAAUUGAAGGGAACCAAAAUUGAAUACGCCGAAGCAUAUUCUCAGACAGCGGCUGCAGGACACAGUGACGUGCGGUUGAAGCCCGAGGAAUUUGUCAUAGGAGACUCAACAGUGACCCACAGGCAGGGGAAGUUCAGCGCUCAACUCUCCAAACUGACCGCCAUUGGACAGACACGCCACGAUGAGCUGUGAUUGGUCAGAAGUCUGACUCGGCUUCUGCCGUGUUUUGAGCUCUGAGCCUCUCUGUUUCAGCUCAGUAGUCAAUGAAGGAUGGAUUUGCGAGAGUAACAACCAAAAAUUAAAGAGGGAUGAUACUGAUGUUGCUUUUGCAGCACUUUGCGUGUCAGUGCAUUAAUUACCCGGUAUGUUUUUACAGUGGAUUUGAAAAUGCUGCUAUCGACAAAAAAAUACAGCGAGCCAUCAGUUGAGUAUUGCAUUUUUUUUUUACAACAUAAUGUCCUAGUUAAAAUUCUGCCAUUAAAUAAAGUGCUUCCAUAGUUGUUUCUUAGUUUCGGAAGCUAUAAGAUUUACUGCGAGCAAAUCUGUUCUGAUCCACUGUGGACGUAUGUGAAUGUAUGGAGGAUUGGUGUCUGGGGGCUUGUAGAGUGUAGAUAACACAUUUAGAGUAGGGAGGGAUUUAUCCAUCCCGUGUAAUCCUAAAAGGAAAGUGAAUAAUCUCCAAUAGCGUCAUCGCACACACAUAAACAAUUACAUUUUCCUCAAUCUUCUGUUCCGUUCUGAGCUGAGCUCCUCUCGCUCGCUGUCUGUUUAUAUUCAUCUGUUCUAGAUAACUGCGAGCACACAUUUAUCCCCUAAAUCACCAAUCGGUACCUCUUGUGAUCACAUUGUGUUAUGUUUGUGGUUUUGGCCAGAAGGGGUACUUGUCAUAGAGCAGAUAGCAGCUUCAUAACAUGAUAUUCAGAGACGGAUAAACACAAUACACAGAUGAUCAGUGCAUCAGCGCAUUUGAAUAAGGUCUUGGAAAAUAGAUCUAAUCACAAUUAUUUUGACUGAUACUGUAAUCGCGAUAUGAUGAUAUUUGAAUGGAUCGGAAUGAUAAUUUUUGCAUAAUAAUUCUCAUUUCCAUAGAACAAUAAAUUCAAAUGAUAACUGUUAUUUUAAAGUCUUUAGAAUACAAUUUAUAUUGCCGGGACAUCUCUGCAGCAACAAAAUACUUAACUCAGAGUGGUACACAGUGUGAUUUUGAUAAAUCAUGCAGCCCUUAUGUGAAUUCAUCAUUGAGAAAAUAUGAAAGAAGGAAAAAGAAAUAAAUAUUAUUUUACUUGAAAUUACCUGAUCAUUUUGGAAAAAAUGAAUAAUUACCUAAAAUUUUUUUGAUUUGACACCUGCAGCUGAAGAAAUAACCUUUUCCCCCCUAAUUUGUAAUUUAAAUAUACUUCAAUGUCUUCACAUUACACCGUUUUAAGUUUAACCCAAAAUAACUUAAAUAUAAGGCAUGCAAAGAAAUUUGGAUUAGGACUGUUUAUUGGCAAGAAUCUGGCGAUACGAUACAGGGUUUAUGUAAGAUUUCUGAUUCAAUAUAUUGCAAUAGUGUAAGCAUUCUAAUUUUAGGAAAACUGUCAUAGUACAAAGAACACACCAUCAUAUGCACAAAUAAAAUACAUGUUAUGCAAUCAGAAUAGUCCCUUUGACAUCUUGAGACUACUUUUUGUGCAAUUUGUCUGCUGCAAAUCUUUGCAUUUGAAACUAUUCUUUCAAAAUCGAUCCAGUGUUUUUGGAAAAUGAUAAAGUAUCACAAAACAUAAUAUCUUGAUACUCGAGUGUAAAUAUUUUCUUACAUCCUUAAUCUGGAUUACAGUUCAUAUGGAGUAUGUGGCAUCACAUAUUCCUGAGCCGCUCUUGAACUUUCUGCUUUGAUCCUUCAGCGGCACAUGUGUGGAUCAGCGAGGGUAUUGUGCAGGUUUCAGAAGUACAUGUUCUCUUAUGUAGUGAGUAGGAUUUCCUUUAUCUUCUUUACAUUGAUUAAAUCUUCUUAGAUCCAUGCAAGUGUGCACAGGAUGAGUUCUGGGGAUUGAUUUCAGAUUUUGAGGAUUGUGAUGAUUUGAUUCUUUGGUUAGAUUACUUAUUUUACUGAGAUUCGUACCUUGUUUGGUUUGGUUUCGAGGUGAUCCUCUGGAGCUGAGGAAACAGCUGGGGAUGUUUGUGUGUCACCGUCUACAGGAAGUAACCACAUCCAUGUGCUGAAAAAAACACACAUACAUAUAAAAGAUGUUACUUUGUACAUGUUUUCCCUUUUUUUGCUACUUCUGGAUUGUUCUGAUUCAUGAUGAAAUGUGAUGGAUGUUUGAAUAAAGACGUGUUGUCACUCUUCUGGAGAUAA
Messenger RNA from Centropristis striata (black sea bass), 2725 nucleotides. It is a transcript of the gene mydgf, whose product is annotated as myeloid-derived growth factor. The record is from RefSeq and is a predicted model, not a curated record. Lineage: Eukaryota; Metazoa; Chordata; Actinopteri; Perciformes; Serranidae. Gene Ontology annotation, biological process: positive regulation of angiogenesis; positive regulation of endothelial cell proliferation. The transcript is spliced from 6 exons. The coding region runs from base 67 to 576 and encodes 169 amino acids.